Molecule: messenger RNA, 2342 nt
Organism: Pelodiscus sinensis (Chinese soft-shelled turtle)
Lineage: Eukaryota; Metazoa; Chordata; Testudines; Trionychidae
Gene: RPS19BP1
Product: ribosomal protein S19 binding protein 1
Cellular component (GO): nucleolus
Molecular function (GO): enzyme binding
Source: RefSeq, a predicted model, not a curated record
AGAGGCGCAAGCCGGCUCCACGUGGGUAGAAUGUCGGCGUCCUUGCUGAGGAAGGGCCUGGAGCUGCUGGAGGCGGCGGGGCACCAGCCCGGGCUCCGCAGCCCCCCGCAGCGGCCCUGCAAACGCCUCGGGAGGAGGAAGGCGGCUCGGGGCCCUGGCAGGGACAAGAACACGGUCAAAGGCAAAGUCACUAAGUCGGCGAUAGAGGAGUACCAGAAGCACCAGGCUGUGGAUCAAUUGAAGAAGAACUUGCAGUACAUGACAAAGAGCCGAUUCACUACUGACAAAACCAUCAUGCAGCAGGUUCUCGCCCAGAAUAGGGGCAGAAAAUCUAAAGACCGUCCCCCAGAGAAGCCAAAGAAAAAAUCUGAAGGCACUGUCUUCACGGAGGAAGACUUCCGGAAGUUUGAGCGAGAAUACUUUGGACGAGCUGGAGCAGUGUGAUGAGAACUCUUGCAACUCUGGGCUUUUCACUGUGCAGAGUAUGGGACUGAGCCUGUUCUGUUUGGGUGGAAGAUGGAGGGUGUUUGAAGCUACCUUUUGCCAGCAAAUGUUGAGAUGUCACAUCUGCUGCUAGGCUUUACAUAACUAACACAUUUUAUACAGCUGCUAGCAGGGGAUGGGAUGCUGUAGACUCAAAUGCAGGUAGGGAGAUCAUGUUGUAAGGGUGCAUCAUGUUUCCUCUAUUGCCCACUUCCGGACAGCACCUGAGUCAUGUUCUCUUGGAGCAGAGCAGAUUCUUCACUCAAGCCAGAAGCAGACUGGGCUUCUCUGAGACAAGAUGGAUAGCAGGAUACUAUUUGGCAAACCCAGUCUAAAGUGUCAGGUCUCAACAGGAGAUGAUUUAGAGCUGAAUUGUGGAGCACUUGGGACAAAUGGUCAGAAAAAGGAGGAGGAUGUUCUAGGAAGGGGGAGAUGUGAGGACUAGUCAAACAUCUGUUUAGGUUAUGAUCUCUGAGGCAAAGACCUUGACUUUCUUCUCCUUGUAUAAUGCCAUGUCUGUAUGGAGCUUGAUCAGUAGUCACUAUGUCUAGAGAGCAUAUUUGCUUACCUCUGUGUUGGAAUGAUUAUUCCAAAAGGGUGUGGUUGGCAAAGGUUAAAUGGAUCAAUCAAGCACAAUUUUUUUAGGCUGUGUGAAAGUCUCUAUGAUCAAUAUUAAAAUAUAUGUAUGCUCCUUCAGACUGCUGCACAUGGAAAUGAAAUAACCCUUCUGUACUGGACUCCUCCCAACCUUCCUUCCUACAAAUCUCCUUUUUCAGUCAUCAUAUGUCUGGUAGUUUACGCUCAAGCCCAUUAAAUCAAGGUACUAAACAUUGGGGAUUGUGUUGCUGCAUAGUACAGUUGGCCCUAAUAUCAAUCCGUGUGUCAGCUUCUCUGUCCCAGGCCUGCUAGCUGUGGCUAUUUGUCACUUCCCCUGAAAAUUCCCAUCCCUCCCUGCCUUGCAAACACCAGCUGGCAAAGGCAGCAUAUUAUUGUUGAGAAUUUUUGGUUAGUGAUUAUGAUACUGAGUCGAAAAAGGCAAUUUUCUCUUACCCCAAAAAAAGCGCUAAAUUCUUUAGGUGUUGCAAUACGUAGUUUGGCCAGCAGAGGGAAGGUUGAUAAUUCAGAGACAUUCAUUCAUUGAGAUAAGCCUAUACAAUGUAUUUCUGGAGGGUUAGCUACUACUUUAUUGCCAGCUGCUGUAUCCCCAGAAUGCAAGACCCUUGUUCUCCACCUGAAAAAAAAAAAAAAAGUUAAAUGAAUAAGGACAACAAAAAAAGCAGCCCUAAGUCUAAUUUAUGUGAAUCAUUGCUUCCUUGUCAAAUAGCCUGGUUAAAAUGAAAUGUCUAAUGUCUGUAUGGGAGAGCAGUUCCAUAUACUCUCCUCUUUUCAUUCUCCUUGCAGUCCUCAAACUUAUUGUUCCUCCUCUUUCCUCACUGGUGUGUUCUGUGUCUCACUUGCCAGCAAUAUGUAAUAACUAGAUGGGAGGAGGCGUUUUCUCAGAAAUGGAAGUUUUGGGGUGCCAAGAUAUUACUAAAAUCUGUGGUAAUGGCAAAAUAGUUAAUUCUGAGCAUUAAUGUUCCUUAGCUUGUAUGUUUCUGGGAACUUGUGUAAGAGGAUGUGAGGGGAAUUCUCAAUUACUCAUUUCCUUCUCUCUUAUGCCAAAAACAGACUAGAGCAGUGAAAGGUCCAGUUCCCUUAUUUUGUAUGUGUUCCUGGUGCAGAAACAGUAACGCAUCCAGUGCUGAGUGGAUUCUCUUUUUUAAACUAUACUUUGUUUGUUUCAAGAAAUUGGCCAGUCAGUUUAAAGAGCCAUUUUUAUUUUGUCAUCUUGUUUGAAAUAAACUUUUCAUUAAUAUGUA